Rhagoletis zephyria (snowberry fruit fly) is the source of this 684-nucleotide messenger RNA. Its product is annotated as chromatin modification-related protein MEAF6-like. The record is from RefSeq and is a predicted model, not a curated record. Gene Ontology annotation, cellular component: histone acetyltransferase complex. NCBI's taxonomy places the organism in Eukaryota, Metazoa, Arthropoda, Insecta, Diptera, Tephritidae.
AUGCCCGAUGAUGCCCUCCCGAACCCGCUCUCGGCGGAUACGCGACAGUACCUGGCAGAUCUAGUCAAGCGGCGGUCAGAGCUGCAGGAACAACUGAAGCAGCUGGAGGACUCUAUUUACACCUUCGAGGGCGGCUACCUGGAGAAGACGCAGCAGUACGGAAACAUUCUCAAAGGCUGGGACCGCUAUCUGACGUCGAACCGGUCCGUUCCGUCGGUGAACGACAAGCGGAACAUUCGCAAGUACAAGGAGGCGGAUCGUCUCUUCUCCAAGUCUUCCAGUACUUCUCGAGUCAAUGCUGUGGAACGAGACAGCGACUCACCGGUGAAUGAAAGCGAGACGCAAAAUAACAACAGCGGAUCUGAAGAUGGUAAACGCUAUACUCNUGGAGAAGACGCAGCAGUACGGAAACAUUCUCAAAGGCUGGGACCGCUAUCUGACGUCGAACCGGUCCGUUCCGUCGGUGAACGACAAGCGGAACAUUCGCAAGUGGAACGAGACAGCGACUCACCGGUGAAUGAAAGCGAGACGCAAAAUAACAACAGCGGAUCUGAAGAUGUAGGCGACGGCGCCAUUUCUGCCGAUGAGGUUCCCGGCCCAACGAAUCCUGCCAAGAUGGCUAAGGUGUCAAACAAGUCAAAGAAGAACAUGGCCAAGAGACCAAAGAACAAGACUGAAGAUUAA